CUCUUCCUUCCGCCGGGGCGGCCCAGCGGGCCCGGCUUAGCGCACUCCCGUGCGCCCCGGGCGCGUGUCGGCCGGAUGUCUCGGCGCACCGGCCUCUUUCAGCCACAAUGGGCGCCAUGGCGCUCCCCGGGGCCGGAGCCCGGGCCCGCGGCUGCACAGCCGCGGCUAAAAUGGCCCAGAGGCGCCGCUACGCGGAGUAUGCGAGAGGAUCCCCGCGUCGUGGGCCCCCGGUCUCGCGCGCUGCGCUUUACGUGCACUGGCCGUACUGUGAGAAGCGCUGCAGUUACUGCAAUUUCAACAAAUACAUACCCCGCGGCGUGGAGGAGGCAGCCAUGAGGAGCUGUCUGGUGACCGAGGCUCGGACGCUGCUGCGACUCAGCGGGGUGCGGAGGGUGGAAUCUGUGUUCUUUGGUGGGGGAACCCCCAGUCUGGCCAGUCCCAGCACCGUGGCCGCUGUCCUGGAGGCGGUGGACCAGGCAGCUCACCUGCCUGCAGACUCCGAAGUCACACUGGAGGCCAACCCCACUUCCGCCCCAGGCUCCAGGCUGGCUGCUUUUGGGGCAGCAGGGGUCAACAGGUUGUCCAUCGGGCUUCAGUCCCUGGAUGACACCGAGCUCCAGCUGCUGGGGCGGACACACUCGGCCCGCGAUUCUCUGCAGACACUGGCAGAGGCGCGGCGCCUCUUCCCCGGCCGCGUGUCUGUGGACCUGAUGCUGGGGCUGCCUGCCCAGCAGGUGGGGCCGUGGCUUGGGCAGCUGCGGACACUGCUGGGCUGCUGUGACGACCACAUCUCCCUCUACCAGCUGAGCCUGGAGCGGGGCACCGCACUCUUCACCCACGUGCAGCGGGGCACCCUUCCUGCCCCUGACCCCGAGCUUGCUGCUGCAAUGUACCAGGAGGGACGGGCCAUGCUCCGGGAGGCCGGCUUCCGCCAGUAUGAGGUCUCCAACUUCGCCCGGAAUGGGGCGCUCAGUACUCACAAUUGGACUUACUGGCAGUGUGGUCAGUACCUUGGCAUUGGGCCCGGGGCCCAUGGGCGAUUUGCGCCCCAGGGGGCUGGGAGCCACACCCGAGAGGCUCGGAUCCAGACCCUGGAGCCAGACAACUGGAUGAAAGAGGUGAUGCGGUUUGGACAUGGCACCCGAAGGCGCGUCCCCCUGGGCCGGCUGGAGCUGCUAGAGGAAGUUUUGGCCAUGGGGCUACGUACGGACGUGGGGAUCACUCACCAGCACUGGCAGCAGUUUGAGCCCGAGCUGAGCCUCUGGGACGUGUUUGGAGUAAGCCAGGAGGUGAAGGUGCUGCUGGUGCAGGGCCUGUUGCUGCUGGAUCACAGGGGUCUUCGGUGUUCCUGGGAGGGUCUGGCUGUGCUAGACUGUCUGCUGCUGACCCUCCUGCCUCGACUCCAAGAAGCCUGGGCGCAGAGGACUCCCUCCCCUGUGCAAGGAGGAUGACCAGACAUUCCUGUGUCAACAGGAUCACGCCAGGCUUGAAGCUGCUGUGUCUGCCCGGCACCAGGUAACUGGACUUGAGGUGUCUGUUUUCCCUCCCGAAGAGGCACCAACAGCGAGGCGGUCCCCUUCCUGGGACAGGACUACAUGCUGCAAAGAAAAGGACUUGAAAUAGUAGGAUUGCUGUAAAGUCUGUGUUUUUGGCUCCUGGCCCCCAGGAAUUCAUAUCUGGAAACAGAGUCCCCAGGGGGAUAGUAUUAGGAGGUAGGACCUUUGGGCGGUGACUAGGUCAUGAGGGUGGAGCCUUAGUUUUUCUAAAAGAGGCCCCAGAGGACCCCCCUCGGCUUGCUCCACCACCUGAGAAGAUGCGGACAUCUGCAAACCAGGACGUGGACCCUCCAAGGACCCGAAAUCUGCCUGCACCUUGAUCUUGGACUUCCCCGGCCUCCUGAACUGAGAAGUAAAUAGUUAUUCUUGAACACACCCAGGUUGUGUUACUUUUGUUACAGCAGCCCAAAGGUGCUAAGACAAGGUGGGGAAUAACUUGGGUGGUAGAUUGCAUUAAUUGUUCAAAAUGUCUACUAUCCCUCCUUGAGUGCUGCUCCCUGAGGAUCCACAGGAGAGGAUCCGCCUGCCCUGUUGGACCCGGUUAGGGGGACCAUGACAGUGGCCUUGAACUGCUGUAGGAGCCCAGGGAGGGGUUGGGUGUGGGUGGCCCUGUCUCCUCCCUCUGCCACAGAGGCCUGCCACGUUCGGGUAGAGACUGUCAGUCUGGGUCCCGUAGUGAAUAUGGGUGCCGAUCACAACAGAUAGAAGCAGGAGUGAGAAAUCACCAUUUUGUUGUUGGAAACCAGUGGGUUUUCAGGGUGUCACUGCAGUGUAAUUGAGACCGCGCCGGCUGAUACAAUCUGUAAUCCCACCAUUGAAAGAUGGAUGACCGUCAGGAUUCCAGUGGGUGUCUGUAGGAAUUCUUACAUGCAAAUGAGCAUGUUUACACACACAGGCUUCCAAAAAUGGGAGCAUCUCAGUCUUGCCAUGGAACCUUCUCAUACCUAAUAUGUGGUGAGCAUCUCUUCGCGUCAGAUCUGUGUCCAUAGCGUACCACUGUGUGGGCAUGCCAAAAUUUGGUUUUCCAGUUCCUUUUUGGUGGAACUGAGCAUUUAAGUGUUAUUUUUGUAAGCUCUGUGAUGGACGUCUUAGGUAAAUAUUUGUACGCCAUUUCCUUAGGUUUAGGAUGAGUCCUAAGAAGUGGGAUUACUGACUCUGAGGAUAUGCACAUUCUUGAGCUCCGCAGUGCCAAAAUACCCACCAGGAAGUUUGCCUGGAUUUCCCCUCUGGCUGGCUCACUAGUGCUCAUUUCUCUGUAAUUUUGUCAGUAGCAAGCAUGAUUGACUUUUCCAGAUGAUCCCAAGCCAGAGAGCCCUCAACCCAGUCAGCUAAUGGGCUGCCUUCCUAAGUUCUGCAACUCUUCCGUCCAUCUGAUCCCUCUCAAGUCAGGGAUCCAAGUGGGCACAACCUCUGGGACCACCCAGGUGAAAGGCUGAGCAGGAACUGUUGCCCUGUAUUCUAGAUUGCAUCCGAUUUCUCUUAUGCAGAGCCCCUCCCUCCCAUCUUCCUCUCCCUGCUUCCCCUUCUUUUCUCUAAGGGGAUUUUUAAAGCUACUUAAAAAAAAAAAAAAUUAUUACACAAACAACAUUAUGGAAACAUUAGAAUUCUAAAUGAAAAAGAAAGAAUAAAAAAUCCCCACCCAUCAGUGGCCCUAACACAUUCAGUGGUUUUUACUGGCCUGUGUUCCCUUGCAAGGCAAAUGAAUGCAAGCUUUUUACCCAGUUGGGCUCCAGCACAGAUUUCAUUUUGCAUCUGCCCCUUUGGCCUCUCCCUGGGUCGGAAGCUUCAUUCGUUGUUGUUACAUGGCCGUCCUGUCUCAUUUUAACUGUUGCGCGAUGUUCCAGUGGGUGAAUCAUUUCAUAAUUAUUACCCUGGUGGAAGUCACUUAAGCGGUUAUCCGUUUUCCUCCAUUAUAAAUCAUGCUCUGGCAACGUG
This is a messenger RNA of Neogale vison (American mink), 3491 nucleotides long. It is a transcript of the gene RSAD1, whose product is annotated as radical S-adenosyl methionine domain containing 1. Gene Ontology annotation, biological process: porphyrin-containing compound biosynthetic process. Bases 108 to 1451 code for a protein of 447 amino acids. The record is from RefSeq and is a predicted model, not a curated record. The transcript is spliced from 10 exons. Gene Ontology annotation, cellular component: cytoplasm. NCBI's taxonomy places the organism in Eukaryota, Metazoa, Chordata, Mammalia, Carnivora, Mustelidae. Gene Ontology annotation, molecular function: coproporphyrinogen oxidase activity; 4 iron, 4 sulfur cluster binding.